UCAGUUCGUUUUGUUGUCAUGAGUCACAUUUACACUAAGUUGUUUUUACCAGGUUUUUAGUCGAACAUUUAAUUUUGUAUCCCUCCAUUUCGCUUCGAUUCAACGACAAAAAAAAUGCCAAGAAUGAUACAGACCAUUCGAAUGAAACUCCCUAACGAAUAACACGAGUGAUAGUUGCCAUUGUGUGCUAACACUCGACAUUCAGGUAAUAUUUAUUAAAUGGUGAUUACCAGUGCCAUGGAGAGGAGAAUCAAGUUGAAAACACUAAACAGCCACAUAACGUGCAAGAUAUGCAAGGGUUAUUUGAUAGAUGCCACUACUGUUACCGAGUGUUUACACACAUUUUGCAAAAGCUGUCUAGUAAAACAUUUAGAAGAGAAGCAUACCUGUCCAACAUGCCAAAUCGUCAUACAUCAGUCGCAUCCCCUCCAAUAUAUUAGCUUUGACAGAACUAUGCAGGAUAUCGUCUACAAAUUAGUUCCUGAUCUUCAAGAGAAUGAAAUUAAAAGGGAAAGAGAAUUUUAUAGAGCAAGAGGUUUACCUUGCCCUAAAGAUAUCCUACCAAAUGCUGGAGAUGUUGAGGAAGAGAAGGCAACAGCUGAUGCACAUGCGGAAUCAGACUAUCAUCGUACUGAUGAACAGGUUAACGUAUGUUUGGAAUGCAUAAAUACAAGCUUGAAAACUUUGAAACGAAGAUUUAUUAGGUGCUCUGCCCAAGCAACCAUUACACAUUUGAAAAAGUUUAUUGCUAAGAAAGUGUUAAAUGGAAUGGAGAAAUAUCGGGAUAUUGAUAUAUUGUGCAAUGAUGAAUUAUUAGGCAAGGACCACACAUUGAAAUUUGUUUAUGUAACAAGAUGGAGGUUCCGGGACCCACCUUUAAGGUUACAAUAUAGACCACGAAUAGACAUAUAAGAUUAAUAUCUCUAUGUUCGAUAUGCGAUGAAAAUCACAAAAAAUCUUGUACCUAUUUUAUACGUUUGCUAGUUCUAUCCGUGUAUUGCCCGUCAUAGUACUUAUUUCUGUGUUUUCGGCACAGUAAAGAAAUUUAGUUUCGAGAAUAAUUUCCUGCGACGAAUCAGAGUUGCUUUACACCCGCAAUUUUCUAUCCCAGCAAUAGAAAUAAUUGCAUUAACCAGAUUACCAAUAAUCAUUAACACGGCAUAUUGUUACGAUAGCAAUUCUAUACAUUCAAUUAUCAUUCUAUUCCUUUCUAGUUAAAGUUUGGGAUCGUUUGCGUAUUAUCUUCGAUUGAGUUACAUUAACUCGCCUUUCUGAUGUUCGUUACGAAUUAUUGAUCUAUAUUUGUGUAACGCAUAAAUAUAAGUAAAUGAAGAAAUCAUAGCGACACUGUGACAACGAGAAGGUAACUUUUUCGUUCGCUGACAGUAUCGCUAAAUGCAAUUCUAAAUAUUUAGUUUUAUGUUACCGUGACGCACCUUACGUGUUCUCGUAUCGAUCCUUUAUAAGUAAUGUUUUUAGUUCGGAGAUAUAGAAAUAGCAAUCGGUAUGUGUCACGGAUAAAAAUUUGUUGAUUUCCCGCGCAUGGCAACGGAAUAAAAGAUCAUCUUUCUUCUUGUAAUCUUAAGAUGUAAAUUUCUUUUUAUACAUACCCUAAUUGUAUAUAGAAUAUUUUUGACAGAAUCCCGAAUAUUUGACAGAAUAUUGCGCGUAGACACAGCUUUGUAUUAGAGAGAGGGGAAAAAAUGAAAAAAAUAAGCUGGGUCUAAAUACUGGAAGAUUUGGACCCUUUUAACUUUGUAUGUUUAUGCGCUGUACACAUUCUAAUUCAGGCCCCGAGUUUCACUCAAUGCCGGAAUACAAAAGAAUUUUAUCAAACAUAUUUUCUCGAGGGAUUUGAUAAGGACAACGAUACAUUGAGCGAAACAGACAGGGCCACAUAUCGCUUAGUAGUUAAAUGAACUUGUUUUGACAAACAGUGUAAAGCGAAGGAAAAAAGUUGUGUGAUUGUAUAUAAAUAUUCUAGAGGGUAAAAAUAAAUAAAGUGCAGUUUACUUUAUGAAGUAACGGCAUUUUAUGAAUGCUAAGGCUUGUAUGUUGUACACUAUGUGUGUAUCUCCAUAAAUUAUUAAAUAAAUAUUAUGUUUUGUACAGUA
Molecule: messenger RNA, 2114 nt
Organism: Bombus pyrosoma
Lineage: Eukaryota; Metazoa; Arthropoda; Insecta; Hymenoptera; Apidae
Gene: l(3)73Ah
Product: polycomb group RING finger protein 3
Exons: 5
Coding region: 220-912 (230 amino acids)
Biological process (GO): regulation of transcription by RNA polymerase II
Cellular component (GO): PRC1 complex
Source: RefSeq, a predicted model, not a curated record